Molecule: messenger RNA, 1808 nt
Organism: Cyprinodon tularosa
Lineage: Eukaryota; Metazoa; Chordata; Actinopteri; Cyprinodontiformes; Cyprinodontidae
Gene: cbx7b
Product: chromobox homolog 7b
Exons: 6
Coding region: 150-950 (266 amino acids)
Biological process (GO): negative regulation of transcription by RNA polymerase II
Cellular component (GO): PRC1 complex
Source: RefSeq, a predicted model, not a curated record
AGAGCAGUUCGCCGUGCAGAUGUGUCGCAGAUUUUUGUAAAGUCACCAGAUUGGAGCGAAGGACGCUCCUGCUGUGGAUAAACCUGUUCAAACCGAAGCAGGACGGAGGCACGCGCCGUUACCGUUAGCUUAGAGCGGAGCGCGCAGAGAUGGAGCUCUCUGCCAUCGGAGAGCAAGUGUUCGCCGUGGAAUCGAUCCUAAAGAAAAGACUCAGAAAGGGUAAUGUGGAAUACCUGCUGAAGUGGAAAGGAUGGCCUCCAAAGUACAGCACAUGGGAACCUGAGGAGCACAUUCUGGACCGUCGCUUGGUGCAGGCCUUCGAGGACAAAGAAGAAAAAGAGAGAGUUGUUGGCCACAGGAGGAAAGGAUCAAAGUCAAAACGAGUCCUUCUGCAGAACACUGUUUACACCAUGGAUCUGCGCAGCGCUCACAAGAUUCCCGCCAAGCCUCCUCCUCGCCUUCGUCUCUCGCUGACGCGCUCUUUGCUUCCCGACGAUGACGAUGAGGAUGAGGAUGAAGAUGAGACAUAUGUUCCUUGCAGGACCGGGUCUCGAAUACAAGCGGCGCUUCGAAAAAGCAAACGGAGCAGAUGCCUAAACUUAGACCACCAGAGUUCUUCCCCAGAGGAAUGGGAAGAGGAGGAGGAGAACAGUGCAGAGGAUAGUGAACACAGAGAGGAGGAAGAGGAGGCGGCUGAGAUGAGAGAUGGGGUUUUUAGCGGACAUAGGAAUGCCGAUAAAUGGAGCACAGACGGCGCGGUGGAAUCAGAACAGUUGUGGCGACCCGUCAUGGCCCCAGGAGAGGUGACGGUCACCGACGUCACCCUCAACUCCCUCACAGUGACCUUCCGAGAGUCCAGAGUGGCCAAAGGCUUCUUCCAAGACUGGGGCCUGGAGGUGUGGGAUCAGGUGGGCGGCGAGGGCUCAAAGAGAGCCGCCUGGGACCCCUGACCUGUUUUAGGGUUUGUCUAAAUGCACAGAGUCAGGCGGACGUGAAAGACUGCAGGUACAGUGCCUUACAAACGUAUUCACACCCCCUGAGCUUUUCCUCGUUUCAUCAGGUUACAGCCGUAGACUUUUAAGUUUUAUGCUUGGAUCCAGGGCUGGCCGAUUAAUUGCGUUCGCAAUAUAUUAGCAAUUUUAGAAUUGCAAUUUCCACAUUGUAGAUUUCACACUAUAUUUAACAAGAAUAAGACACUAAAUUUCUAACUCCAGCCCUUUAGGUGGCAGUAAAAUGCUGAAAGUGGGUUGAUCUCCACACAGAAAGUUAGAGAGAGUUGUAGCUAGCAGCAGAUCCACACGUGGAAAUACUUUGUGAAUAGUUUCACACAAAGGUUAAAAUAUAGUCCUGCAACAAUGGACUCUGGUGGAGGUACCAGAUCUGCUGUGACGUUACGCUACAUGAUUGGCUAAAUGUUGCCACAUGAUGUAAAACAUUGUGGUUACCCAGACAACGAUAAUAACAUCAUGCAGUGUCCGUGUGCUGAGUCGGGACCAUGACCGAUUAAGUUUUACCUAAUCGAUAACAAAACUGAAAAAAUCUUUUUAUGGUGAACAAAGCAGCUGUUAGACCAAGAUAUAAAGCGCUGGGUAGCGCUGUGGCUAGCUGUGCUAAGUAGCUAACAGUAGUGAUGGUUAAUGAGUCAUCUUGAAGCCAAACUGUAUUGAUGCUCCGUUGAUACUGUCUCACAGAAUACUGACACCUGCUGGACAUUUAAAGACACUACAGGCAGUUUAUUUGACAGACUAAACUGAAUUGAUUUGAUGACCUAGAGCAAUGACAUAAUUUAAGUUAUUGUUGGUUAUAUU